Molecule: messenger RNA, 5940 nt
Organism: Bursaphelenchus okinawaensis
Lineage: Eukaryota; Metazoa; Nematoda; Chromadorea; Rhabditida; Aphelenchoididae
Source: the annotation of a GenBank genome assembly
AUGAAAGUUAUCACACCUGUUUCUACUACAGCAAUAACUAUCAUCAAUAAUAAACUUUUAAAAAUAUUUUGUUUGGUUGUUAUCGGCAGUUUAUUGUGCACUUAUCUUUGUAAGUUAACCUUGGUUUUUUUAAAAAUUUAUUGUUUUUUGUGUAUUUGAGCUCAUUUAAAACUUUUUUUGUCUUUUUGCUUUUUCCAAUAUUCCAGUGACACUUUGCAACUUUUUAAAACGUUUUUUUUUACACUUUGUCACAAAACCGUAAUUUACUCCAAAAGUGUUUUUUUGUUUUAGACAAUUAAGGCAAAUUUUCAUUUUUUCAUCAAUACAAUAAAAAUUUAUGAGACUUUACAAAUUUUUCAAUAUUUUAUUGACAUUUCGUUACAAGUUUUUUUUGGCUUUUAAUCAGUUAGCUGUAUUUCUACUAUAAAAAUGAUUUUUUUUUGUAAUUUGAUCACUUUUACUUUUUCAAUAAAAUUGUGACGUUACGCACCUUUUUCCAAUAUUUUAUUGACAUUUUGUUACAUUAUAAAAAACGUCAAAAAAGGCGUGAAUUUGCUUUUUAAAAUAAUGGAAAAGCUAGGAAACGUAAAAGUUAAGAAAAAUCAGCCAAAAUUUUGUAUUUUCCAGAUGCUGACUACACGGUACCACAUGUACUACAGAUGCGCAUGUUAUCAAAAAAUGACGAAUUUGUAGCUGAAUUUAAAGACAAGAUAUUUGAAUACACCAUGAACCCUCCAGUAUGGUUGUGUACAAAAAUAGACAUGUUAGUCAUAGUCCUAAGUGCUCCAAAGAAUUUUGAAAAACGGCAAAAAGUUAGGGAUACUUGGAUGUAUGAUGUAAGCUUCAAUUUUUAUUUUAAGUUUAAGAAAAUUAAAAAGAAAUUUUAUAAUAUUGGACAGUUUAGAAACAUCCAGCUAACAUCCUAGUCAGAUUUAUCAUUGGAGAAACUACAGACAAAGAGAUCAGUGAAAAACUGUUGAAAGAACAAUGUCAAUAUAAUGACAUAAUCAGAUAUAAAUUCACUGAUUCGUAAGUAACCUGCCUUGCCUGUGCCUUGCCUGUGCCUUGCCUGUGCCUUGCCUGUGCCUUGCCUGUGCCUUGCCUGUGCCUUGCCUGUGCCUUGCCUGUGCCUUGCCUGUGCCUUGCCUGUGCCUUGCCUGUGCCUUGCCUGUGCCUUGCCUGUGCCUUGCCUGUGCCUUGCCUGUGCCUUGCCUGUGCCUUGCCUGUGCCUUGCCUGUGCCUUGCCUGUGCCUUGCCUGUGCCUUGCCUGUGCCUUGCCUGUGCCUUGCUUUUCUAUGCCUGUGGUGCCCAAAACUUCUUAUUUUGUUCUACACUGCCCUACCUUACUUGCCCUAGCCUCCUUGACCUCACCGUGCUUUGUUUCAUCCUACUCAACUCUAUACUGCUCUUUCUUAAUUCACCUGACUCUAUUCUCACUGUACCUAUGCCUUCUAAUUUAAUUUUUUUUAUUUUAAGGUACGGCUUACUACCAAUAAAAGUCCACGCUUCCUUCAGUUAUUACAACAAAUAUUGUUCAAAAGCUAAGUAUUUAUUAAAGACAGACGAUGACACUAUAAUCGAAUUAACUCGACUCAACUUUUUUAUUGAAAACAUGUACAAUAAGAUGUAUGAGCAAAACAACCGACUCUUCUUUUGUAACCCUUUUCGCAAUCAUCAGCCGAACAAGGACAUAAAAAGUAAAUUGUAAGGCUUUUACAAUUGAAAAACAUUAACUUGAAUUCGUAUGGUAUUUUUAAUUGUUUGAAACACAAUGCCAAUAGUUUUAAAGUUUGGCGCGAAAAGCGAGAUUCAAAUUCUUCCGUCAAUUUGUUACUGUAAUUUACAAAAAUUUCUUCAACUUUUGAUUUUUUUUAAAACCGAUAUAGGUUUUUUGUUACUUUUUGUAACUUGCAACACAAUGCCAAGGAUUUUUUAGUUUGGCGCGAAAAUAUAAAUUUAAAUUUCUGGCCGGUUUUUAUUGUAGUUUGCAGAAAAGUUCUUCAACGUUUGACUUUUUUUAAAUAGAUAUAGCUUGUGUGUUACUUCUUGCAACACUAUGCCAAAAAUUUUUUAGUUUGGCGUGAAAAUAUAAAUUUAAAUUUUCGGACGGUUUUUAUUGUAAUUUACAAAAAUUUCAGAUUGUUCGGUAUAUACAACAUUCGUGCCAUUAUUAUACUUUUUCAAUUGCCCUAAAACAUAAUGCCAAUAAUGUUUAUUUUUUGCCGCAAAAAACCAAAAUUUAAUUUUUUUAUUUUAAAAAUUUAAAAUUUUAGUUUUAUGGACCCCAAAACCUACAACGAGUCAAUGUAUCCAGAUUUCUGUCAAGGAUGUUCGUAUGUUGUCACGAGAGAAGCAGUACCAGAGUUGAUGGCAGUAACUCCUUUGGUUAAAUACAUCAAGUUGGAGGAUGUACAGUAUGGUGGUGUGUUACGAAGCAAAACUAACAUAAGCAUAAUUGACAGUAAAAACUUUGGCUAUCACGAUACCGAGGUAUGUAGGCAUAGUUUUUAUUAUUUUAUGUUUUGUAAAGAAAGUUCUUGCUAUUUUUUGUUUAGUAAAAAAAGUUUUUGCCAUUUUUGGAUUUGUAAAGAAAGUUCUUGCAAGUUUUGGAUUUGUAAUGAAAGUUUUUGCCAUUUCAGGGCGCUAAAAAAGCCAAAUGCUAUGAUAAUAUAGUACCAUACGCCGUGGGCAUACUCGGAGUACCAGUGGACAAAAUGAAGCCAUUGUACAAGGAACUAAAAGAAUAUAAUUUUUGUAGUAAAAACGGUACUAAUAGCACUGGAUUAAGGUAGCAGUAAUGAAAGAUUGUCUUUACUUGAUUUAUUGUAAAUAAAUUGAACUAGGCCAAUAUAAAGGUUGAAAAGAAAGUUUUUGCCAUUUUUUGUUUUGUAAAGAAAGUUCUUGCCACUUUUUUGAUCUGUAAAGAAAGUUCUUACCGUUUCUUGAUUUCUAAAAAAAGUCCUUGCCAUUUUAUGUUUUGUAAAGUAAGUUUUUGUCAUUUUUUGUUUUGUAAAGAAAGUUCUUGCCAUUUUUUGCUUUGUAAAAAAAGUAAAUCUUAAUUAAUCUUUUUAAAUAUUUUUUGAUUUACUAAUAUCUAAAAGAAACACGUUGAACAAUGUUUCCAUCAUACAUAUUAAUGUAAAGCGUAUAAAUUACAUUGUAAUCAAAGAAAAGUGAUGUGGACAAAGGAAAAAAAGUCUCCCAAAAGGGUUCAAACCCAAAAUCAUUUAUGUUUUUUUGCUAAUUUAUUAAUUUAAUAAACAUUUUUUAAAUUUUUUUAAACGCAAAUUGCUUUAAAGACGUUUUAAUAGGCUAAUUAUGACACAUACUUCUACUACAGUAAUAAAUUCAACUCGCAAUAAACUUAUUCAACUCUUUUACUUGGUGGUUAUUGUCAGUUUAUUGUGCCUUUAUUUUUGUAAGUUUAGCUUUGUUUUUAAAAGAGUUUAGGUUUUUUGGUAUUUAACCGGCCUUUCUUCGUUUUCCAAUAUUUUUGUGAGACUUCGCAACAUUUUCUAAUAUUUUUUAUAUACCGUUAAAAAACCGUAUUUUACUCUAAAAAAGCAUAUUUAUUACUUAUAAAUAGCUUUAGUGAUUUCUACUUUGCUAUUUGUGACACUUCGCAACAUUUUCUAAUAAUCUUUUUGACAUUUUGUCACAAAGCUGUGUUUUACUCUAAAAUGCUUUUAUAGGUUGAUUUGAUGCAUAUUUUAUGUUUUUUUUAAUUUAUUUGGUCAUUUCCGCCUUUUCCAAUAAUAUUUCUGACACUUCGCAACAUUUUUCAAUAAUUUUUUGACAUUUUUUCACAAAGCUGUAUUUCACUUUAAAAACGCAUUUUUUGUUUAAAAUUGGAACAAAGUUGUUAUUUCUAUUUUUCCAAUAAUAUUUGUGACGCUUCGCAACAUUUUCCAAUAUUUUAGUUAAGUUUCGUUACAAAAUAAAAACGUCAAAAAUGACGUAAAAUUGCUUUAAAAAACAAAAAAAAAACGAAAAAAUUAAGAAGAAUUGACUAAGCUUUUGUAUUUUCAGAUGUGGACUACACAGUACCACAUGUACAAAUUCGUAUGUCACCAGAAGAUAACAAAUUUGUAGCUGAAUUCAAAGACAAAGUUUUCGAAUACACUAUGAGCUCUUCAGAGGGCUUGUGUAGACGUAUUGACAUGUUAGUCAUAGUGAUAAGUGCUCCAAAGUAUUUUGAAAAACGGCAGAAAGUUAGGGAUACUUGGAUGUAUGAUGUAAGCUUCAAUUUUAAAUUUAAAAUAAAAAAAUAAUUUAAAUUUAAAAUUUUUUUAAAUUUUGGGUUGGUUUUAGAAAAAUCCAGCUAACAUUCUAGUUAGAUUUAUCAUUGGAGAUACUACAGACAAAGAGAUCAGUGAGAAAUUGUUGAAAGAACAACGACAAUAUAAGGACAUAAUCAGAUACAAGUUCGCUGAUUCGUAAGUACUUCGCCCAGCCUAUUCCCUGCCUUUGCCCUGCCUAUGCCCUGCCUAUUCCCUGCCUAUGCCCUGCCUAUGCCCUGCCUAUGCCCUGCCUAUGCCCUGCCUUUGCCCUGCCUAUGCCCUGCACUUGCUCUCCCCGUAUUGCUCUAAACUACUUUAGUCUAUCCUGAUCUACCCUACACUGCCUUAGACCUGUAUUGUACUCUUCACUGCCUUAUCUUACUAGCCUACCCUGUCUUACCCUACUUUUUUUUCUAUUUCAUUUUGCUUUGUUUUACUCUGGUCUGUUUCAAUUUACUUACUUGUAUCGUACAGUAACUAUGCUUUACUUUCGUUUGCUCUACAGUAACCGAUGCUUUACUUUCGUUUGCUCUACAGUAACCUUAAGUUCAAUAACUUUCUUAUUUUCAGAUACAACUUACUGCCAAUAAAAGUCCACGCCUCUUUUAGUUAUUACAACAAAUAUUGUCCAGAGGCCAAGUACUUACUAAAAACAGACGAUGACACUAUAAUCGAACUGACUCGACUCAACUUUUUUAUUGAAAGCAUAUACAAUGAGAUGUAUAAACGACAUAACCAACUCUUUGUUUGCAAUCGUUUCCGCAAAGCCAAGCCGUUUAGGAACAAGCAGAGCAAAUAGUAAGGUUUUACAACUUAAAAUCUCUUUUUCUUUCUUCUUACCUGAUGUUAUGUCUUAUCUUUAGCUUCAUCGAGCCCAAACUCUACAACGAGUCAGUGUAUCUAGAUUUUUGUCAAGGAUGUUCGUAUGUCGUGACUAGAGAAGCAGUACCAGCCCUAUUGUCAUUAACUCCUUUGGUUAACUACAUCAAGUUGGAGGAUGUACAGUAUGGUGGUGUGAUACGAAAUAAGACUGACAUAAGCAUAGUUCAUAGUCGAAACUUUGGCUAUGGGGAUAUCAAGGUAGGCAUGAGUGGUUGUGGAGGAAGCGAAAGUUCUUACCAUUUUUCAAUCUGUAAAGAAAGUUCUUGUCAUUUUUUGUUUUGUAAACAAAGUUCUUGCCAUUUGUUGUUUUGUAAACAAAGUUCUUGCCAUUUUUUGUUUUGUAAACAAAGUUCUUGCCAUUUUUUGAUUUGUGAAGAAAGUUCUUGCCGUUUUUUCUUUGUAACGAAAGUUCUUGCCAUUUUUUGUUUUAUAAAGAAAGUUCUUGCCAUUUUUUAGUUUGUAAAGAAAGUUCUUGUCAUUUUUUGUUUUGUAAACAAAGUUCUUGCCAUUUGUUGUUUUUUAAAGAAAGUUCUUGCCAUUUUUUGUUUUGUAAACAAAGUUCUUGCCAUUUUUUGUUUUAUAAAGAAAGUUCUUGCCAUUUUUUGCUUUGUAAAGAAAGUUUUUGUUAUUUCAGAGUGCUAAAAAAGCUAAAUGCUAUGAUAAUAUAGUACCAUAUGCUGUGGGAAUACUCGGAGUACCAAUGGACAAAAUGGAACCAUGGUACAAGGAACUAAAAGAACAUAAUUUUUGUGGUACAAAUGGUACUAAAUUAAGGUAG